CCAGUGGUUCCCCCUCCCUGUUCGAUUCAGACCGAACAAAUUGCAUCACACUUGUUCUUUACAUUGCAUAAACAGUCUCAGAAUCUAAUUGAUCUGACUGAAUUUGGUGGGAGUUAGGGGUCAUGUCCGCAGCAGACUGUCGAUGCGAGCUAGCUAGCACACCCUGUCUGUCGAGCACGCAGAUGGAUUUAGUCCACCCAUCUCUGGUCUUUCAUCGAUGACUCGCGAAUGCUAGCUAAUUGUGUAGCUAAUUCAAUCUAAUGUUAACCAAUUUAUCGCAAGAGAAACAAGUUAAAGUUUUCUUAUUUCAGCGGCAGAUUAAGGAUUUCGACAUUCAAUCGCCAAAACAAAUUUCAUAUUAAUUCAACUUUUUUUAAAAAAAUUUACAAAAGAAGAAAGGCCCUUUUCCAAAGAAACUACAACAACAACCCUCGAGCUGGGAGUUGUUUGUGCAUGGGCUACAGCCUGCAAGGCGGGCUUGGAAACCCCGAGGAUUCUCGGCCUCCUGGUGUUCCGAGGGAAAGAGAAGUCAACAGAUGGACAAUGCUGAAGUGGACGUUUUUUUGGGGUGUUUUAAGUGUAGGGUAUUUUUGAGAGACAACGGGACAUCAGCAGCUAGUUAACUUCGCUAUCGCCUGAGCUCGAGGGACUGAAAGACCCCCCCCCCCCCACGGACCUUGCAAGCGACAGCGCUACAGACAUGAUGGAAGAACUGCACAGCCUGGACCCUCGGCGGCAGGAGCUGCUUGAGGCUCGCUUCACAGGAGUCGGAGUGGCCAAGGGUUCGGGAAUAAAUGAGUCGUCCAACCAGAGCCUGUGCAGCGUGGGCUCUCUGAGCGACAAGGAGCUGGAGACACCAGAGAAGAAGCCCAGUGACCAGAGAACCAGGAAGAGGAAAGGAGAGCAGUACGAUAAGGGAGGCGCCAGAAGUCACAAAAUUAGCGAUUAUUUUGAGUUUGCUGGUGGUAGUUGCCCUGCCACCAGUCUGGCGCGGGGCAUCCCUCCCCUGGUGCGCUCCUCCUGUCAACACUCACACUCUAACCCCCCAGUGGCGGUGCAGCAGGGCAGUCCGUCGUCCACAGGCUCAGCAGCUCCCGCCGAGCCCUUCUCCUCCUCCUCCAGCUCCCUGAAGCCUGUUCUGCUCCACUCCUCCUCAUCCUGCCACAAAUCUACUCAGUCUGACUUGACGCUUGAGAAGCUGACAGCAUUAGAGAACAACAAGAACUCUGACCUAGAGAAGAAGGAAGGACGGAUAGACGACUUAUUGAGGGCUAACUGUGACCUGCGGCGCCAGAUAGACGAGCAGCAGAGGGCGCUGGAGCGGUACAAGGAGCGCCUCAACAAGUGUGUGACCAUGAGCAAAAAGCUGCUUAUCGAGAAGUCGAAGCAGGAGAAGAGGACGUGCCGGGACAAAAGCAUGCAGGACCGCCUGCGACUGGGCCACUUCACCACCGUGAGACACGGAGCCUCCUUCACCGAGCAGUGGACCGACGGAUAUGCCUUCCAGAACCUCAUCAAGCAGCAGGAGAGGAUAAACUCUCAGAGGGAGGACAUAGAGAGACAGAGGAAGCUGCUGGGUAAGAGGAAGCCUUCUACCACCACCAUCACCACGGCCCAGAGCCUCACCCUACUCACCACCCCCAACACCAUGGAGCCUCCAACCGCCCCCAACAGCUCCGGCACCAACAAACGCAAGAGCAAGACCAACGGACAAGACAACGAAGUGUUGUCGCUUGCAGAAUAUCACGAGCAGGAGGAGAUUUUCAAACUCCGGCUUGGGCAUCUAAAGAAGGAGGAGGCAGAGAUCCAGGCAGAGCUGGAGAGGUUGGAGCGCGUCAGGAACCUCCACAUCCGGGAGUUGAAGAGGAUCCACAACGAGGACAACUCCACAUUUAAAGACCACCCCACGUUGAACGAUCGAUACCUGCUAUUAUAUCUACUGGGACGAGGUGGCUUCAGUGAAGUUUACAAGGCCUUUGAUCUAACAGAGCAAAGAUACGUGGCGGUUAAGAUCCACCAGCUCAACAAGAAUUGGAGGGACGAGAAGAAGGAGAACUACCACAAGCAUGCCUGCAGAGAGUACAGGAUCCACAAGGAACUGGACCAUCCCCGAAUAGUCAAACUGUAUGACUACUUCUCACUGGACACAGACUCGUUCUGCACAGUGCUGGAGUUCUGCGAGGGCAACGACCUGGACUUCUACCUGAAGCAGCACAAGCUGAUGUCUGAGAAGGAGGGCCGCUCCAUCAUCAUGCAGAUCGUUAACGCCCUCAAAUACCUCAACGAGAUCCGUCCGCCCAUCAUCCACUAUGACCUCAAGCCAGGCAACAUCCUCUUGGUGAACGGCACGGCGUGCGGCGAGAUCAAGAUCACCGACUUCGGCCUGUCCAAGAUCAUGGAUGACGACAGCUACAAUUCUGUGGACGGGAUGGAGCUGACCUCCCAGGGAGCAGGGACUUACUGGUACCUGCCCCCAGAGUGUUUUGUGGUCGGCAAGGAACCCCCCAAGAUAUCCAACAAGGUGGAUGUGUGGUCGGUGGGGGUCAUCUUCUACCAGAGCCUCUACGGACGCAAGCCAUUUGGACACAACCAGUCCCAGCAGGACAUAUUGCAGGAGAACACCAUACUGAAAGCCAAGGAGGUGCAGUUUCCCCCCAAACCUGUGGUCACCACAGAAGCCAAGGCCUUCAUCCGCCGCUGCCUGGCCUACCGCAAGGAGGAGCGCAUUGACGUGCUGCAGCUGGCCCAAGACCCCUUCCUCAUGCCCCCCUUCCGCAAGGCCCUGGCCACUGCAGCCGGGCCGUUGGUGUCGGGCUCCACGCCCUCCACCUCCAGCGCCUACAACAGCAGUGCCUCGAACUGAGGCACCCAACGCCACCCCAGGAGACCCCUGUGGGGGCCACAUUACUCAAACGCCCUCCCUUCUGGAUAGUGGGAUGGAGGAUGGAGGGGGUAAAAACAGACUAAAAGACGGAGGAGUAAUAUCUGAAGUGCCCUCCCUAUCCCCACCCCUCCUAAGACAUGAAGGGGCAGUGCCAGUCUAUGGCUUUUCUGUAGGACACAGUGGCUGUCCACGUACAUGUACACACACACACCUGCCACAAAUAAGAGAAAGACCUUGCUCUGACCAGUGGGCUGCUUCAGAGGGCUAUAGGAAAAUGGACUGAAGUUAGUGUGUGUGCAUACAUGUUUUCGGGAAAACCAAACAGCUCAAAUCAAUCUGUAUUUGUCACAUGUGUUUAGCAGAUGUUAUUGCGGGUGUAGCGAAAUGCUUGUAAGCUAGAAGCAUGGAAGCCCUAUCUGUUGGCACCAUUUUCCUACAUAUCCAUUCCGUUUGUUUUGAGAGAGAAGCUUUUUACAUUUUUUUUUGCUUGAGUUGUAUCGAAAGUUGAACUCUAUAUUUCCCAAUAAUAUAAUCCAUUACACCCCCCAAUGGUGAGCCAUUAACUUUUUUGAAGGGCUUAAAUGAUGUGGGAGUUUCUAUUUCUGAUUACCUAAAUUGAAAGCAUGCCUGGCUGAUACAUUACUGUUAGGUUUACACUGACAAGUUAAAGAAAGCGGUCAUUUUCACUAGGAUUGUCACUUUUGACUGAUUUGAGCAGAUUUAAAUAUAUUCUUGGAUAUUGGAUUGGGAAUUUACUUGUCUAUUUUUUCAUGAGGCUUUCCCUCAAAAUGGGGAGGGAGAGACUUAAUAGAAAUGCCUAUAAACCAUUACACCAAC
Molecule: messenger RNA, 3721 nt
Organism: Oncorhynchus gorbuscha (pink salmon)
Lineage: Eukaryota; Metazoa; Chordata; Actinopteri; Salmoniformes; Salmonidae
Product: serine/threonine-protein kinase tousled-like 2
Exons: 20
Coding region: 701-2863 (720 amino acids)
Biological process (GO): peptidyl-serine phosphorylation; intracellular signal transduction; chromosome segregation
Cellular component (GO): nucleus
Molecular function (GO): ATP binding; protein serine/threonine kinase activity
Source: RefSeq, a predicted model, not a curated record